GCCAAAGGGACAGCCCAGCAGGAGAGGCGAACGGAACUUCCAACUCCAACAGCAGGUCCUACGUUUCUGAACUUUUAAAAGAAGAGCUUCCCCAGAAUCGGCCCUGAUUCCAGACCCACAGCGUCAUGACGGCUCUGGUCACCCUGCUGUCCCUGCUCCUGCUGGGACCCCAGGCCCAGCACGGGGCCGAGUGGACCUACUCAGAUGGGGUGCUGGAUGAAGCACACUGGCCGAGGGAGUACCCCGACUGUGGGGGGAAGAGACAGUCUCCCAUCGACCUGCAGAGGAAGAAAGUGUGGUACAACCCUUCCCUGAGGGCUCUGAACCUGUCAGGCUACGAGGUCCAGCACGGGGUGUUCCUUAUGAUCAACAAUGGCCACACAGUACAGAUCAGCCUGCCCCCCACAAUGUGCAUGACGGCUGCCGAUGGCACCCAGUACAUAGCCCAGCAGAUGCACUUCCACUGGGGUGGCGCCUCCUUGGAGAUCAGCGGUUCCGAGCACACCAUUGAUGGGAUCAGAUAUGUGAUCGAGAUUCACAUCGUUCAUUACAAUUCUAAAUACAAGAGCUACGAUAAGGCUCAGAAAGCACCGGAUGGUUUGGCUGUGCUGGCAGCCCUCGUUGAGGUCAAGGAUAAUGCUGAAAAUACUUACUACAGCAACUUCAUUUCUCACUUGAAGAGCAUCAGGUAUCCAGGACAAAGCACAGUUCUGAGGGGCCUUGAUGUUCAGGACAUGCUACCUGGGAACCUCCACUACUACUACAGCUACUGGGGGUCACUCACCACUCCUCCCUGUACUGAGAAUGUCCACUGGUUUGUGCUGGCGGAUACCGUCAAGCUCUCCAGGACACAGGUUUGGAAACUGGAGAAUUCCUUAUUGAAUCACCAGAACAAAACCAUCCACAAUGAUUACCGUGGGACCCAGACCCUGAACAACAGAGUGGUAGAAGCCAGCUUCAUGUCUCAAGUUAAUCAGUGCUCUGAGCUCCAGUUUUAUCUAAACAAUACUGACGUAACCUUGAGUACUUGAGAAGGUUUAUUGAACAGAAGAAAGCAAAGAGAAAAAGACAAGGGUAAUGACCUUGAAGAAUGAGCCCUGCCUUGUCUCCAAGAAGCCCUGUAUGUCUGGAUCACACCAUUCCCACUGAGGCACCUGUCUAAUUUAUGAUUAAAACAGGAGAAACCAUCAUCCAUGAAAGGAAGUGAGAUGGCUUAAAUAUAUGAGAAGGGAUUUGAGUUAGACAACAUCAAUGGGAAUUGACUGGAAUAGAAAUUUAAAGGAGAUGGAGACCUAACUAUCCUCCUCUCGCAUCACGCACACUGAUGGGUCUAAAUUACAGGUCAGCCCAAAC
Messenger RNA from Delphinapterus leucas (beluga whale), 1353 nucleotides. Lineage: Eukaryota; Metazoa; Chordata; Mammalia; Artiodactyla; Monodontidae. The record is from RefSeq and is a predicted model, not a curated record.